UAGAUAGAGAUAGAUAGAUAGAUAGAUAGAGAGAGAGAGAGAGAGAGAGAGAGAGAGAGAGAGAGAGAGAGAGAGAGAGAGAGAGAGAGAGAUGUCGUCGUUGGGAAUGUUCCGGGGACGUGCGAGCGGCAUCGCCGCGAUCAUGUUGGAGGCCAAUAGCGGGACCACGACGCGGGUGUUGCCGUCAACAGUUGCAAGUCGAUGCUCGUUCGACUUCUGUUCGUCUUCCUCCUCCUCUUCUUCUUCACCUCCUCCUCCUCCUCCUCCCCCUCCUUCUUCUUUUCGAUCGAUGGUGUCGAGUUCUCGCUGUUGCGAUGGCGAUGCUGACGUGUCAUCAUCACGUUUUCUAUCUGUUUCGUUGAUGGAGACUUCUCUCUCUCCUCUGAUUGACUCCGCCAAUCAUGAUCGGUAUUGCUAUUAUCGGGAUCCUUUCAACAAGCUUGCAGCUAUGGCGGAACCGUCUUCUACCUUGUACAGAAGCGUACUACGUGGAGGUUUGACGAUAUCGUCGACUUCGUCGGGGAACAGCCUCAGCUCAACAAUCACUAGGAAGAUGAUUUCCUCCUUCCCCCCUCAUCUUGCCGCCGCCAUGGCUCAAGGCCAACUUGGCUAUGGCAGCCGACAUAUAGUUGAUGCUGCUGAGAGGGAGAGGGAGAGGGAGAGGGAGAGGAGGGAGAGGGAGAGGGAGAGGGAGAGGAGGGAGAGGGAGAGGGAGGGCGUCUACCUCACGGCCUCUGAUACCGAAGAUCGGUCGUUUUUCGGACAGCAGCCUUUCCUAAUUAGGAAAUGGAAACCGCAAUACCAAGGUCGUACGUCCUCCGCGUCGGGAUCUGCUCAGAACUUCCGUGAGGGUCGUUGCCGGGUUACCCCGACGCACGUGCCACGUGAUGGAUUGCUGUCCACCCUUUUUGGCGGGAAUGUGUCCGCCACCCCUGCCGCUGAUGCUUUGAAAAGCACCCUUAUUACCAGUAAUCGAUCUCCCGGGGGCCUCCACGUGGCACUACCCAGUAAUCAUCCCGCCCGCCACGCGGUAGCAAUGGUGGACACAUUCCCGCCAAAAUCCAUGGACACCGAUCCGCCACGUGGCACCUACGUCGGGGUAGCCCGGCGAUCCGCCCCCGGUAAUCAUCCCGAUGGCUAUGCGGUGGCAGUAGUGGUGGACACAUUCCCGCCAAAAAGCGUGGACAGCAAUCCGCCACGUGGCACCCGCGUCGGGAUAGCCCGGCGACGAUCCCCCCCCGGUAAUCAUCCCGGUCGCCAAGUGGCAAUCAAUCGAAGACUGUUUGGCAGCAAUAGCGACAAACAUAAUGAUAAUGAUGACGUGGCCGAUCAGGAUGGCGACACGUGUUGCAAUGAUAGAGCCUCGAUUUCCGCUAACGAGUUCCACGUGUUGUCCGAAGACAUUCUUCAUCAUCUUCACGAGAGAAUCGAGGCCUGCUGUGAGGAUUUGGAUGUGGAUGGGUUUGACGCGGAGUAUGCUCAAGGGGUUUUAACCUUAUCCUUGGGAAGCAUGGGUACGUAUGUUCUUAACAAGCAAGCUCCCAACCGUCAGAUCUGGCUGUCUUCUCCGAUCAGUGGACCGUCGAGAUUCGAUUACACGAAAGAAACGGGCACGUGGGUUUCGGCUAGAACGGGUGCAGAGUUGCCGUCAUUGCUAAAGGAAGAGUUAUCCCAGCUUCUUGGUGAGAAAGUCAGUUUCAAAUAAAAAAUAAAAAUAAAAAAUAUAUGCUCGA
Molecule: messenger RNA, 1733 nt
Organism: Chara braunii
Lineage: Eukaryota; Viridiplantae; Streptophyta; Charophyceae; Charales; Characeae
Source: the annotation of a GenBank genome assembly